This is a messenger RNA of Dioszegia hungarica, 1545 nucleotides long. RefSeq names its product major facilitator superfamily domain-containing protein. Gene Ontology annotation, cellular component: membrane. Gene Ontology annotation, molecular function: transmembrane transporter activity. The coding region runs from base 1 to 1545 and encodes 514 amino acids. The transcript has 16 exons. The record is from RefSeq and is a predicted model, not a curated record. NCBI's taxonomy places the organism in Eukaryota, Fungi, Basidiomycota, Tremellomycetes, Tremellales, Bulleribasidiaceae. Gene Ontology annotation, biological process: transmembrane transport.
AUGUCCACCAACAUCGACAACAAAGCCGACAUUGCCCAUCUGGAGCGGGGCGAUUCUGGUAAUCUCGAAUACAACAAGACCGAGCAUGCCCAGGUUCAGGUGGAGGACGCGGUGGCGGCUGAAUUUGUUGAUCCUACGGUCACCAUCUCGCCUGAGGAGAAUCUACGGUUGAGGAAGAUCAUCUACAAGAAGCUGCUGCCCAUCAUGUGUAUUGCCUACGUGACCCAGAGUCUGGACAAGGGAACGCUGGGGACGUCCUCCAUCAUGGGCUGGAUACAGGAUGUCAAUGCGCAAGGUCAAGACUAUGCUUUGACCUCCACCAUGCUCUGGAUCGGUAUCAUCGUCGGGGAGCCCCUGGUCAACCAGUGUAUCCGGAAGUACCCCGUAGCCAAGGUCCUCGGUGGCUCCAUGGUCGUCUGGUCUCUCCUCGUCGUCGGUCUGGCAUUCGCGCUCAGUAUCCCUCCCGUGCUCGCCAUCCGCUUCCUCCUUGGGUUCUUCGAAUCCAGUUUCUCCCCUUGUCUUAUGGCCAUCACCGUCCAAUGGUUCACCGUAGACGAGCAAACCUACAUCACCACCAUCUGGACCGCCAUGUUCGCCGUCGCCGGCGUGACGGCCAAUCUCCUCGGCUACGGCUUUUACCACGUACUCGGCGCCAACCCCCUGCGCGGCUGGCAGAUCAUGACCGUCGUGAUCGCCAUCAUCUCUCUUGCAGCUUCGGCCAUCUGCCUUUGGGGCAUUCCGGACACUGUCGCUCAAGCUCGAUUCGCCUCGCCUUCCGACAAGAUCCUCUUUGUCGAGCGCGUCCGAGCCAACGACCAAGGCAUCAAGCAAAAGGUAUUCAAGAAGGAUCAGGCACGCGAGUCUUGGACCGACCCCCUCACAUGGUCACUUUGCAUCAUGAUCUUCCUCCAGACCCUCGUUGUCGGCGGUUUCAACACCUUCAACUCUAUUCUCAUCAACGGUGCCUUCGGCUUUGACGUCAAGACGUCUCUUCUCGUCUCGAUCCCACUCUCCAUCUUCCAGGUCUGCCUCUACUUCCUGGCUGCAUUCCUGGGGAACAGGUACAAGAACACCAUCUACGUCAUGAUUGGCUACACAUGCACCAACAUCAUCGGUACCGUCGUCCUCUUGACCGUCGCGCCUACCGAAAGCACCCGCAUAGGCCUACUCAUCGCUUUCUACGUCAUGCAAUGCUUCCAAUCCUGCCACCCCUCGAUGUACGUCAUGCUGUCUCGGAACGUCGCUGGGCAGACCAAGAAAUCCAUCGUCUACGCUGCCUUCUUCGUCGCUUGGGCAGUCGGUAAUGCCAUCGGACCACAAAUCUUCCAAGCCGCCUGGAAACCGCGAUACUACAACUCCCUCUACAUUCACCUCGGAAUCUACGGGCUCUUCAUCGCCAACCUCGUCUGGAUGCGUGUCAUGCUUACCCGGCGAAACGCUAAGCGCGAGAAGGAUCUCUUGGACCAGGGUCUCGAGAACAAUCACUCCAAGGCUUUCGACGAUAUGACGGACCUUCAGAACCAGGACUUUAGGUACUCUGUCUGA